AUGAGCUUGUUAAAGAUCCCCUUCAUCGUAGGUUCGGCUAUUGGUGUCUAUGUUUCGUUCACUUCUUCUGCUCCGCCACCGUCACCUGGCGAGUUCGUGGAACCCCCCGCGUUCGAAACUUUCAUGACAUGGCCUCUGAGACGUCUGGGACGUAUGGGAAUAGAUACGAAGAAGGUCUUCGUGUGGGCAACAUCGUUCGCUGAAGUGGCCAGUAUCUUGGCCACGCAUAUAAAUUCAUCGCAACUUCCAGAGGGCACCUAUGGCGCCAGAGCAUUGCAGCUUAUACGCUCUCUUCACCCUACGCCAAUCACCCCGGCUUUCAUCGCUGGUAGCCUUGCCUUCAUAAUUGGCGGCGUGAUAAGGCGUUAUUGCGUGGUGACCUUAGGGAAACGCUGGAGCUGGCCAAUCAGCGUCAGAAAAGAUCACACACUUGUGACAAAUGGACCGUACUCGUUCGUCCGCCACCCAAGCUACACGGGGUUUAUUGUCCAAUAUAUAGGGCUCGUCGUCAUGUAUGGACACCGGGAAUCGUGGUUGAGGCAGUCUGGGUUUUUACAAGUGCCUUUCGUAAAAAUUAUAUCAGCAACAGGUUUCUACGCGUUUACUCUAGGUACUUUCAUUUGUAUCAUUCGACCUGCAGUGGAGGACAAGAUGCUCCGGAGUGCGCUGGGAAAAGAAUGGGAGGAUUGGGCGAAGAAGGUGAAGUACCGAUUGCUUCCUGGAGUUUAUUGA
Suillus clintonianus is the source of this 732-nucleotide messenger RNA. RefSeq lists its product as uncharacterized. Gene Ontology annotation, cellular component: membrane. The coding region runs from base 1 to 732 and encodes 243 amino acids. Lineage: Eukaryota; Fungi; Basidiomycota; Agaricomycetes; Boletales; Suillaceae. The record is from RefSeq and is a predicted model, not a curated record. Gene Ontology annotation, molecular function: protein C-terminal S-isoprenylcysteine carboxyl O-methyltransferase activity. Gene Ontology annotation, biological process: C-terminal protein methylation. The transcript has 2 exons.